GCCAACUAUGCUUUCAGUUGAAAGAUGUGUUGCUGUCAGUGGGCCACGUCCGAAGAACCAAGGCUUCUGUGUAUGCCCAGGCGGCAGGGCAGCCAUGAUUCUGUCCUCUUGUCGUGGUGAGAGCAGAUGAAUGGAUGCACUAAUGUGCAUGUGAUUUGGUGAAAGCUGGAACAAGCUGGAUGACAAAAUGGGAAAGAAGAGAAAAGAUAGCACCUUCCAGUCUGUUCUCUGCUGCUGUUGCUGCUGUUCCAUGCAGGAGAGGCAAGUAAGAACACAGAUAAGCCUCAGCAAAAAUGAAGAACCUGCAGAAAAUUGUUCCCAACGUCACAGGCCAUGGCUCGACAAGCUGAAGAGCAAGAAGCAAUCCAACAGAGGAGGGGCGCAACCCUCAAAACGCAAGCCGCUGCCUCCCCUCCCGCUCUCAGUGCUUGCUGAAGAGAGGAUCCGGGUUAAGGCUCUCUAUGAUUUCAUGCCCCGGGAGCCCUGCAAUUUGGCACUAAAGAGAGCAGAGGAAUACCUGAUAUUGGAGAGGUGUGAUCCUCACUGGUGGAGGGCCAGGGACCGUCUGGGGAAUGAAGGCUUAAUCCCAAGCAACUACGUGACAGAAAACAGAGUCACCAAUUUAGAAAUAUAUGAAUGGUAUCAUAAGAACAUUACAAGAAACCAGACGGAACGCCUACUGAGGCAAGAGGCUAAAGAAGGUGCAUUUAUUGUGAGAGAUUCGAGACAUUUGGGGUCUUAUACAAUUUCUGUGUUUACAAGAGCUGGAAGACAUGCACAGUCUUCAAUAAAACAUUAUCAGAUUAAAAAGAACGACUCGGGACAAUGGUAUGUCGCUGAGAGACACCUCUUUCCAUCUGUUCCAGAGCUGAUCCAGUAUCACCAGUACAAUGCAGCUGGUCUCAUGUCCCGUCUCCGCUAUCCAGUUGGGCUCCUGGGCAGCUGCUUACCAGCCACAGCUGGUUUUAGCUAUGAAAAGUGGGAGAUAGACCCAUCUGAGCUGACCUUUGUCAAGGAGAUUGGAAGUGGUCAGUUCGGGGUAGUCCACUUAGGAGAAUGGAGAGCACACAUCCGGGUCGCCAUCAAGGCCAUCAAUGAAGGUUCCAUGUCCGAAGAGGAUUUCAUCGAAGAAGCCAAAGUGAUGAUGAAACUGUCACACUCGAGGUUGGUUCAGCUCUAUGGAGUGUGUAUACAGCAGAAGCCCCUCUACAUAGUGACAGAGUUCAUGGAAAAUGGCUGCCUGCUCAACUACCUGCGGGAGAGGAAAGGCACGCUUCAGAAGGCCUUGCUCUUGAGUGUGUGCCAGGACAUCUGUGAAGGGAUGGCGUACCUAGAGAGGAGCUGCUAUAUCCACAGGGAUCUGGCGGCAAGGAACUGUUUGGUCAGCUCUUCCUGCGUAGUAAAGAUCUCAGACUUUGGGAUGACGAGGUACGUUUUGGAUGACGAAUACAUCAGUUCCUCUGGAGCUAAGUUCCCAGUCAAGUGGUCCCCACCCGAAGUGUUCCAUUUUAACAAGUACAGCAGCAAAUCUGAUGUCUGGUCGUUUGGAGUUCUAAUGUGGGAAGUUUUUACAGAAGGGAAAAUGCCUUUUGAAAAUAAGUCCAAUCUGCAAGUGGUGGAAGCCAUUUCUAAGGGGUUCCGCCUGUAUCGCCCUCACCUGGCCCCCAUGUCCAUCUACGGAGUUAUGUACAGUUGCUGGCAUGAGAACCCCAAAAGUCGUCCGACAUUUGCCGAACUGCUUCAGGUUCUCACAGAAAUUGCCGAAACCUGGUGACCUAAAAUGGAAUGCCAGCCUACAGGGUCAUCUUGCAAACCUGUCACAAGGUGAAAUCAUGGGCAUCACUGACAGCGAGUACCUUCCAUUAGGGUUAUUGACUCUUG
Messenger RNA from Myodes glareolus (Bank vole), 1881 nucleotides. RefSeq names its product TXK tyrosine kinase (gene Txk). Gene Ontology annotation, molecular function: protein binding; ATP binding; protein tyrosine kinase activity. Gene Ontology annotation, biological process: protein phosphorylation. The record is from RefSeq and is a predicted model, not a curated record. Lineage: Eukaryota; Metazoa; Chordata; Mammalia; Rodentia; Cricetidae.